CCCAUCUUCUCCUCUGGGCAAAAUGGAAAACCUGAAGGAGAAAAAUGGUUGGAUGUCUGUUCCUCAAUUUGGAGGGUGGGAUCAUAAGGCUGCAGGAGCUACAGACUAUUCCAUGGUAUUUUCUCGAGCUCGAGCUAAUAGGAAGCAGCACAAAACAGAUUUGAGUGACUUCAAGCGAGCCAGCCUCGGGCACGAGCACGAGCACGAAACAGAGUUAAUCAAUGCGGCUCAGCAUCAAGAUGAUUCGAUUAUGAGGAAAAAGAAGAUUCUGACCUACAUCAAUUGCUGCAUUAAGCCUUGAUUUCCUAAGAUCAAGCCACUCCUCAUUUUCAAUCAUCUUGCAUGAUUAUGCUAAAUUUUGAAGUCUGGCCUGUAAAUUUAUAGAUGAAACAUGUUCAUCAAAAGAAGCAUAACCAAAGCUUCUGUGUAAUCUAUCUCUCUUUUGGCUUAUUGAUUCUGCAAAAUCUUUUAAGUGUACCACAUAUGCUAU
Molecule: messenger RNA, 490 nt
Organism: Corylus avellana
Lineage: Eukaryota; Viridiplantae; Streptophyta; Magnoliopsida; Fagales; Betulaceae
Product: RPM1-interacting protein 4 (RIN4) family protein
Source: RefSeq, a predicted model, not a curated record